This is a messenger RNA of Leucoraja erinaceus (little skate), 3139 nucleotides long. RefSeq names its product interferon regulatory factor 3-like. The transcript is spliced from 4 exons. The record is from RefSeq and is a predicted model, not a curated record. Gene Ontology annotation, cellular component: membrane; nucleus. Bases 137 to 2002 code for a protein of 621 amino acids. Gene Ontology annotation, biological process: immune system process; signal transduction; regulation of transcription by RNA polymerase II. Lineage: Eukaryota; Metazoa; Chordata; Chondrichthyes; Rajiformes; Rajidae. Gene Ontology annotation, molecular function: RNA polymerase II cis-regulatory region sequence-specific DNA binding; DNA-binding transcription factor activity, RNA polymerase II-specific; protein binding.
GAGGCUGGAAGUGACGGCGGCGAGGGCGGGACAUCCGUCGCCCUGAGUCUGACAGGAGGAACCCGGAGCGGGAGGGAGCGUGUGGCGGGGACGGGCUAGGCCAGGCCGGGGCGCUCGGGCCUGUGCGGCCUACAGGAUGGGUUCUCAGAAGCCGUUGCUGUGUCCGUGGCUCAUCAAGCAAGUCGACAGCUGUCAGUACCCUGGCCUCCACUGGGUGAACGAAGGGAAACAACAGUUCAGGAUCCCGUGGAAGCAUUGCUUGAGACAGAACAUUUCUGCUGAUGAUACCAAGAUAUUUGAGGCUUGGGCAACAGCAAGUGGCCGCUACAAACCGGGAAUCGAUGUUCCAAACCCUCCUGUGUGGAAGAGAAACUUUCGAAGUGCCUUAGCACGGAAGAAGCAUUUCCGCAGAGUACGUGACAACAGGAGCGACCCCCAUGACCCACACUUGGUCUACGAGAUCCAGAGCACCGACUAUCCCGAGGGGAACUCGCCGACAUCCUCAACUGACCGGAUACUGAAGCCGGGGGAAGAUGAGGAGGAGGAGGAGGUGUCUGAGGAAGAUAUGGAGGGGGAAGGGGUCUGCGCGGGAUGCCAUCCCUCCCCGCGCAGCGCCUCCAUCACCGCCAUUGUGAAGGUGGAGGAAACGCCGUUGGAGGAACCCGUGAAGCCAGGCGCCAGCGGGCUGCGGGGUGGAAUGGAGCCCGCCGCGCAGGUUGCCUGGAGGGAGAGUCCGCACAGUAGCACGGCGGCGGAGGAUUCGAGGGAGGGCAGCGACAGGGAAAUGUUCAAGAGGAGGCUGGUGCAGAUGCAGGGCCAGAUGCUGGGCUCGCUGUCCAACCUGUCGGUCGGGGUGUGCGAGAUGGGCAGGAGCUUGGAGGCGUCCGUCUCCAACCUGGCACAGGAGAUCCUGUCGGGCCAGGGCAACAUCAGCUCCAGCAUGGAGGCGAUGCGGAGCUCGGUGUCAGCGGGCAACCAGGCCGUAGCGCUGCAGCGGCUGAUGGACCGUGUGUCCACCUCCCUGGAGACUCAGGAGGAGGCCAUUCGGGGCCUGCGCGGCUGCGUGGAGAUGCAGGGGGGUCCCGGCAGAGCUCUGCUGGCCGUCAGCCGGGAGCGGGCGCUUCUGGCCCGCGAGCAGCGGGACGCUGCAAGGGAGCAUGCGGCAGUCAUGCAGGAGCAGCAGGACGCUGCAAGGGAGCAGGCGGCAGUCGUGCAGGAGCAGCGGGACGCUGCAAGGGAGCAUGCGGCAGUCAUGCAGGAGCAGCAGGACGCUGCAAGGGAGCAGGCGGCAGUCGUGCAGGAGCAGCGGGACGCUGCAAGGGAGCAGGCGGCAGUCAUGCAGGAGCAGCGGGACGCUGCAAGGGAGCAGGCGGCAGUCGUGCAGGAGCAGCGGGACGCUGCAAGGGAGCAGGCGGCAGUCGUGCAGGAGCAGCGGGACGCUGCAAGGGAGCAGGCGGCAGUCGUGCAGGAGCAGCGGGACGCUGCAAGAGAGCAUGCGGCAGUCAUGCAGGAGCAGCGGGACGCUGCACGGGAGCAGGCAGCAGUCAUGCAGGAGCAGCGGGACGCCGCUCGGGAGGGGGCGUUGCUGCAGCGAGAGCAUGCGGCUAAGGCCCGCGAGCAGCGGGAUGCCGCAAGAGAGCAUGCGGUGCUCAUGCAGGAGCAGAGGGACGCUGCAAGGGAGCAGGCGGCAGUCAUGCAGGAGCAGAGGGACGCUGCAAGGGAGCAGGCGGCAGUCGUGCAGCAGCAGCGGGACGCUGCAAGGGAGCAGGCGGCAGUCGUGCAGCAGCAGAGGGACGCUGCAAGGCAGCAGGCGGCAGUCGUGCAGCAGCAGCGGGACGCCGCGCGGGAGCAACUCGCGGCACAGUCGGGGCGGCGGAGGCGGCAGCCCGCGCGGGAGAGACUCCGCCGCGCCGCCUUCCGACCCCGCCUCUCGUCCUCCCGGGCAAAGCCCCCGGCCCGCCUCGCCGCAGCCGAUGGCAACAUGCUGGAACUGCGGCUGUGAGGGCCCACCGAGGGAGUGGCGCCACAAUUGGGAGUCUCAGCCCCAGUGAACUCACUGGGAUACAAUGGUAGAGCAGAACCCAACUGCAAGCCAUUGAUGAGGAGGACCAGCAGUCUAUUAGCUCUUCACGUCAAUGUUAUAUCUGGACUCAUAUUAUGUGACGGUUAAGCACCUCGGUUCAAACCCAUCAGAUGGUUUGUGUGUGUGCAGGAAGGAACUGCAGAUGCUGGCUUAAACCCAAGAUAGACACAAAAUGCUGGAGUAACUCAGCGGGACGGGCAGCAUCUCUGAAGAAAAAUAAUAGGAGACGUUUUGGGUCGAGACCCUGAUGGUAGUUGUCAAGGCUAUGGUAUAAUGGGUUUAUCAAACUUAUGAACUGGGGCCGACAGCAUUGUGUAGCAAUGUUACAAACUUUUGAGAUUUUAAAAAUCAAGUCUGCAAUUUAUCCCAACAGAUAAAGCAUAAAAAGAAGUUUAAUUUGACACCUACUUCACUUUCAUAUCUUCAGUAUUAAAAACGUUAUGGCCAAUUUGAUACUCUGAAAUCAGCAUCUUGUUCCCUAUUGCUUUUCCAUUGACUUAACUCAAAAGCUGUGAUCGAGGACAGUCAAAAGCCCAUAACUUUCUUAAAAAUUAAGCGAACUGAAUGAAUGUUUCAGUUAUUUAUAGAUUGAAGCAUUCUGAAACAAAUAUGAAACAAUCUUACUUGGAUGACCUGAAAUUAAAGCAUAUAAUUAGUUAGUUACCUAAUUGUAGCUAAUUCCAAAAUUCAAUUACUAGAUCUAAACAUCUAUCCAUUUAUUAAGAAAAGGUUAACAUUUUAAAAUAGUUUAAGUGUCCAAAUAACAUUCACACAAGAAUUCACAAUAUAACAUGAUUUUUAAAUCUCAUUGUCAAGCCAAAUGGAAGGAAUUUAGUGAUUAAUUCCUGUAAAUUAAUGGCCAUUUAAAUCAUCUUGUGAGUUGGUUUAUGUGGAACGAGAUCGAUUGGAACGUUGCGGUUGCGGUGAAUUUAAACCCCAUAUCGGCAGGAAAAACACUGCCGGUUCGUAUAUUUACAUAAUCACAUUUUCGCCAAUGAAAUUUUGAUUAAAGUAAUCCUAAAAUGCAAGAUUAUAUGUAAAAUAGACGACUUACCU